UAAAAUCAGAAUGACUGGAGGGUUGGAAUGUUGCAGACAGAGGUCAUCAUUUAGUUGUGGAAGAGAAUGUUGUAAUAGGUUGCACUGUGUUGGACCACUAACCAUUAUUUAUUUCCUUAAUAAAUUUUUGCCCCUCCUGUUUGAAAAAAUCAGAUCAAACAUCUUGCUUUUAGUGGUUUAUGUGGGUAGAGUCAAUUGAAGGUGUGUGAGUAGAGUUCAAUUCAAGGUGUGUGAGCAGCCAUAACCAUGAAGAACAACAGAGUAGCUACUGGACUCAAGUUUUGCUAUGCACUUCUUUCAAUGCUGUUUCUGAAUUUGCUGCAGAGUGAAGGUGCAACAUUGCAGGAGCCAGCAUCUUCUCCCAUGGUGAUGCAGGAGGAGCAGCAUGGGAUGCUGUCCCAUGAAAUGCCAUCAGAACUCUCACCAGAUGCUGUGAAAUUCUUCAGCCCUGAUAUGCCAUCUCCACCUCAGUUUUCUUCACACCCACAUCAACUCUAUGCCGCAGGAAGUGACUCGUCAGUUGCAUUGGAGGGCAUUAAAAGUCAUGGGAAUGGUAUCAGCCAAGGUGCUAAAGCUGGUAUUGGGUUAUCUGUCCUUUUGGGUGUUGUUUUUGCAGGUGGGGGAUUGUAUGUCUAUGCCAAAAGAAGGUCUAAUAUCAAGAGAGCCAAUGCAAUACUCCCAAAUCCUUGAUUGGGAUCCAGACUUUCUGAUUGUAAUUUUUUUUUCCAUGGAAUAUAGUUGAAUUGCUGAUAUAUCAGAAGAAUACAGAGUGCUUAGUUCCUGAUUGAAUUGUUAAUAUGUGCUAAUAUAGCAGCAGAAUGCAGGGUAUUUAAUUCCUGACUGGAAUUUGCCAAUGCAGGUGUCAUCUUGAAACAUUCCUAGUUAAUAUGUGCUAAUUUAUAAAAGAAAUACAGGCUGUUUAAGUUCUGAUUGGAAA
Molecule: messenger RNA, 937 nt
Organism: Cryptomeria japonica (Japanese cedar)
Lineage: Eukaryota; Viridiplantae; Streptophyta; Pinopsida; Cupressales; Cupressaceae
Exons: 1
Coding region: 247-690 (147 amino acids)
Source: RefSeq, a predicted model, not a curated record